GUCGGGCCCGAAAGCUGUUCUGACGGACCUGGCUCUCGCGCCAUCUCGAUCACCAUCGCGGUCCCAGAAUCCGUUGCCUCGAGCUCAGCAUCCCCACUGGUAACGAUAUCACCGGCAUAUACUCACUAGCCCGCCAAUAGUAUUACACGACCCGGUGGGAACAUUCCGCAGAGGGGCCAACGAUUGCCAUUCUGCUGCAACAUCAGACCGAGCACCGAUUCACCUGGGCCACGUGUGCACGAGCUGUAACCAGGAGAGCUCUCUUCGAAGGGGCGCACACGCAGCGAUUCGACGUCCCGACUGAAACCUCCACUCCCUCCCCCCUUCCCCCUCCGACGUACGGAAUUGUUCUCGAGGGUGUGUGUGGGUCGCAACGGGGCAAACCCCAAAUACCAACAAGAUGGCCAACGACCAGAUCAACCUGCCGUCGCUGGUGGUAAUACUGGUGCUGUCGGGUCUCAUUGUGCGGUACCUGUUCUUCUCGUCGCCGGGGGGCGGCAACAACCAGCAGGGGCCGCGCGACUCGCUGUCGCAGAUGAGGCAGCGCGAGGCGGCGGUCGAGAGGAUCCAGCAGAUGUUCCCGCAGGUGGACCGGAGGACCAUCCUGUGGGACCUGCAGCGGAACGGGGGCAGCGUCGCGGCCACGACGGAGAAGAUACUCUCCGGGAGGAUGGAGACGCCGCCAAUCACCUUCCAACCCCCGCCACCGCCGGGCUCUAACGGGGCCUCGUCGUCAUCGUCAUCGGCGACGGGCGCCCGGAAGGCGUCGGAGAAGCCGGCGCAGCCGAACCUGAUCCAGAGGUACAACCUGGAGGACAAGGUCAAGCAGCAGCAAGAAGGGGGCGAGGCCGGGGCGUCGGGCGAUGCCGCCGGUCAGAAGGCGUGGAGCAAUAGCAAGGACGAACGGCAGUCACUGCUGCAGAAGAGGCGGGACGAGAUGAUCCUCGCGGCGAGGCGGAAGAUGGAGGCCAAGAUCGCGGCCGAGAAGGCCGCAUCGGCCGGCGUGGCCCAGUGAAGGGGGCACAGUCGGCGGUUCAAACAGUGACGGGUCGUGGGGGAUGCAUGCAUGGAGAGGGAAGGGAUGGGCGGUAUUUCUUGGUUCCCUAGAAGGGAAACGUCACGCAUUGUACUACUCUGUUUCGCAGCGGCGAGGCGCAACGGUUACUCCUUCGGAUCGACAAACAAGUUUGUAAAGGCGAAUGGAUUCUUCUAUUACGGACGUUCGUUGUUCCCUUGGGGCAUUCUGGAUUUGGAAUAAGGCUCAUCAUCAUUAUGUCUCUGUUGUGUGUAUCACAUAAGGGGCAAAGGGCGCGCAGGCCAUGCCGAGAUGCAUUCCUGAGCACUCGUGUCUGCUCGGCUGUUGUCAAAGUCGCCUGGGCAACAGGCGGCCUUCUAGUCUGGACAGGACACAGCACCUAGAGCUUGUCAACAGAACUAAGACUAGUAGCAGGCAUUAUCCAGCCCAGUCGGUUCUGGUGGCUGGCAAGGACAAUGAAAACGGAAGCCGGCCUUACGCAGAGCAGGUGGCCUGUGUUGGUGUGUGACCUAGUCCCGAGGCAUCGUCAGACUCAUGGAAAGUAUCGUCAUCAGGGUCUCAAAGCCCGAAUUGAAGUCGUCCGAACGGGGGAGAGGACGGACCCACGUUGCUCCCUCCCCCUUGACCCGUCUGCCCGUCAGCCAGCCUGCGCGUCAGGGGAUCCUUUGAGCCUCGCAGCCCAGCGGCCCGCCCAGAAUACGAUGGUGCCCCGCUAUGAUGCAGCAGCCGAGAUAAGAGAGCAUGGGUUAAAUGGGUGCAGCAGUUAACAGGCUCAGAGUCACAGGGCAGCCAAGGACGGCGGGUGGAUAAGCCCAAGAGGGAUUACUUGCAUUCCAUCCCAUGCCUGGUGGCCCCCCAUUUUCACAUGCUUCUGAACCUGAGCUUGCUCGACCUGGGCAGGGGUCUGGCUUGUAGACGUCUGACACCACAGUUCGAUCCAGGGCAAAACAGAAGAGAAAAUAGACUGGACAGGGAGAGAAUGGGAAACCGAAGGGGAGGCAAAAAAAAUCAAAAAAAUCAGGAGCCUCCACGGACUGACAC
Molecule: messenger RNA, 2077 nt
Organism: Diaporthe batatas
Lineage: Eukaryota; Fungi; Ascomycota; Sordariomycetes; Diaporthales; Diaporthaceae
Exons: 2
Coding region: 401-1015 (204 amino acids)
Molecular function (GO): ubiquitin binding
Source: RefSeq, a predicted model, not a curated record